Arxiozyma heterogenica is the source of this 495-nucleotide messenger RNA. RefSeq names its product Snt309p (gene SNT309). The transcript has a single exon. Bases 1 to 495 code for a protein of 164 amino acids. The record is from RefSeq and is a predicted model, not a curated record. NCBI's taxonomy places the organism in Eukaryota, Fungi, Ascomycota, Saccharomycetes, Saccharomycetales, Saccharomycetaceae.
AUGAAUAAAGAAGAACGUAUUAAUAAUGAAUUAUGGGAUCAACUGGAACAACAGAUUCAAUUAGAAAUUAUAAAGUUAAAAACAAAGGAAGAUAAUCGUUUUAGCUUACAUCCUGAAGUUAUUAAAUGUUUAAAUAAAUACAGCAACAAGAAUAAUAACCAUGAUAGGAAUAGUGGCACAACAAAUGAUAAUGAUAAGAAAAGGUCCGUUGAUCACGACACAUCGCUAGAUUCUAACAAACGCAUACGAAAGGGAAUUGAUAUGGACAGAUAUGAUACUGAAAGUCUGGAUGUGUCACUUUUGCAAUCCAUGAAUUCAUAUCUUGAUCAUCAAAUGAUUUUAUUAAAGGAAAACGGUAACCUAAAUAAGACAAUCAUAAAUCAAUGGGCAAUUAAUAAUGAAUUUAUGGAAAAUAAUGUUUAUGUGAUACGGGACGCCAUUAAUAUUCAAGAAACCCAUUUGAAACAAUUAAAUAAAUUAUUAUCUAUGGAUUAA